Molecule: messenger RNA, 1181 nt
Organism: Guyanagaster necrorhizus
Lineage: Eukaryota; Fungi; Basidiomycota; Agaricomycetes; Agaricales; Physalacriaceae
Exons: 2
Coding region: 159-986 (275 amino acids)
Biological process (GO): negative regulation of canonical NF-kappaB signal transduction
Source: RefSeq, a predicted model, not a curated record
GGUGAUUAAGGGAAAACUUCAAGACAACUUGUGUUCCACAACACGCAAUUAGAACUCAGCCUAGGAUCAGGUUACAUAAUGAUUUUCGAUCUCCCCAGUGGCAGUGCUAAUCGUUGCCUCUCUCCUUUCGAGUGUUCUUACGGCUUUGAAGCUUGAUCAUGUUUUCGCCUCCUCCACCUUCGUAUUUCGGUUCUGAAAUCCAAGGAUAUAUGCUGCCAACUGGAGCUCUCUUUUCGACGAUUCCACAGACUGAACCUGGCCGGCGACGUCCCGCUGCAUCUUUGUCUUCGCAGCAGCACAGACUCGGAUAUUUCGCUUUUCCAGAAGGGACAGCAGCUCAUGCUGCCAACUUAUUCACUCCGCCAUCUGCACCUGCAGUCAUGGACGAGGAAACGCCGCACGAUGAGCAGAUCUCUAACGAGUAUCUGGAAGGUCUGAAACGGGAGGCUGAACUGCGUAGAACUGCAGAGAAAGCUGAAGCACUUUGCGGGGAGGAGAACUGGGUGCGGAACGGUGGCUUGCUGAGGGAUGCUGAUGGAAACAGGGACUAUGCGAGGACGAACGCGAUGCGGGAGGAGCUGAAACUCCGGGAUCUGGAGGAAAGCUUGGUCAACCGUUGGAACGCGUAUGAGAAUGGAUGGCAGGAUCUGGUGUCUUCCAACAGUCCCCUUCGGUUUUCAGAUAUACCUUGGCCGAUCGCUGUCGUAUCUUGUCCUCAAUCGUCAAAGGAUCUGGGUCCGAUGGCAGUGAAGCUAGGUGAUAUGUCGAUGGAAGAGGUUGAAGAUCUCUUGCUGGGUGACUUGACAGUGAGAGGCUGCACUGUAACCAGGAAGGAACGGAUCAGGAAUUCUUUAUUACGGUGGCAUCCCGAUAAAAUGACGGCGAUCUUGUCAAGGGUCAUGGAAGAGGAUAUCAGCGAUGUUGUGGAGGGUAUUGGCAUCGUCGUUCGGUGCUUGCAUCGCCUUAACUCGAAAGAUGCGUCAUGAUUACAUAAUUACCAUUUCAGGAUCGAAAUCAAUUUGUGGCGGUACAGUUGUACCGUAAUCGUAGAAGACUGGGAUCUAACACGGAAUACGUGGCGGCCGCCAUCCGAUUAAUGUUCAGUUUAGUUGGAUUGGAUUGCUGGCCUUGGUGUAAGAAAAUGUAUCCUCUGUGGACAGAUGACUGAGCGAAAGAAAGGG